Messenger RNA from Ornithodoros turicata, 1524 nucleotides. Its product is annotated as atlastin-2-like. Gene Ontology annotation, molecular function: GTP binding; GTPase activity. The transcript is spliced from 12 exons. The coding region runs from base 1 to 1524 and encodes 507 amino acids. Lineage: Eukaryota; Metazoa; Arthropoda; Arachnida; Ixodida; Argasidae. The record is from RefSeq and is a predicted model, not a curated record. Gene Ontology annotation, biological process: endoplasmic reticulum organization; protein homooligomerization.
AUGGGGUGCAAGCUGCUAUCGGAUGCGGCUGUCAACCAACCACCAGCCCCCGUUCUAGGAAAUGGAGAGGAGAUAAAACCUACUGAUAUUGCGGCCUCAUAUAGAGACGUGCGCGAUUUACAGAUCGCCUACUUCUGCCCGAGGACCAGCUGCGACAUGGAGGAGCCAGUACACACUACAGGGUGUCCGGUCGUCGUGCGCCCGGCCUCCGACCCAAACUCCUUGGAACUACGGAGUGAUAGCUUGGCAUGUCUCCUGACCCACCCCGAUGUUGCAGAUCUCCCUGUGGUGGUUCUCUCCGUCGCCGGAGGCUUCCGACUGGGAAAGUCCUUCCUUCUCGGAUUCUGCGUCAGGUACCUGGAGCACCUAGAGACGUCGCCAGAUUCAUCUGAUUGGAUGGAGCAGGAUAAUAUACCCUUGACGGGGUUUUCCUGGAUGUACGGUAGCCAAAGGGAGACGACUGGCAUUCACCUGUGGGGAAAAGUGUUCAAGGUGGAGACGGAAAGAUAUGGGACCGUGGCAGUCAUCCUCAUGGACACGGAAGGUUCAUUCGACAACAGGACCACGCUAGAAGGAAAUGUUACAAUUUUCUCAAUCAGCAUGCUGCUGAGUUCUAUACAACUGUACAACCUCACCAAACAAAUAAUCCAGGCCGAUUUGGAACAUCUGAAGCUAUUUACGGAGUAUGCUAGCAUGGCUAGAAAUGCUGGUGGCGAUGGCAAUGAAGUGUUCCAGAAGCUCCUGUUUCUCAUACGUGACUGGCAAUUUCCGCAAGAGAAAUCAUUUGGACUGGAAGGCGGAGAAGAGCUGCUUCAAGUUUUGCUUCAAACGGACCCCAUACUGCCAGAUGAAGUAUGCGAACUGCGUAAAAGGAUCAGAACCAGCUUCGCCGAAGUGGGGUGUUUCCUCAUGCCCAGACCUGGUGACGCUGUAGAGGAGCAGGGUUUUGACGGAAGGCUUAGUGCUUUAAGUGAGGAUUUUAGGGAUCAGUUAGACAGCCUCCUGGAUUACCUGCUUUCAACCGAAAGGCUAGUUCCCAAAAUGAUUAAUGGAAGGAAGAUUACGUGUAAAGAGCUCGUGUCUAUGUUCCAGGUUUAUUUCAACGUCUUCAGCGGAAAGCAGCUCCCUGAACCCAUGACAGUCUUCAACGCAACAGCAUAUAUUCAUAACAAGCGAAUCAUCGAAGAACUCGUAAAACAAUAUGAAACCGAUAUGGAAGCGGUCGCCAGGAUGACUGCAGACUCCGAUUCUGACAGUGAUAUCGUAACUGAACAUGAUAGGCUGAUGAGAGUGUGCUUGGAAAAGUUUGAGAGUGAACCCAAGCUGGGAGACUUCGCGACAACUCUUCGGGAAAAGCUGAUAGAGGAGCUGAAUAGUCGCUACGACACCUUGAAACGCACUCACAAUAUGAUGAGGGAGUAUAGCCAUGAAAUGAACAACCGGAUCGCUGAGGACCGAGAGCAGUGUCAACGUGAUCACGAAGCAAGAAUAGAGAAGUCAGCCCUAAGCGAGGGUAAGCCCUAA